UUUUCAGGUAAAAUGCCAGUCGUGAGCGUUAGACCUUUUUCUAUGAGAAAUGAAGGCUUCUCAAACGGGCAUAACACGUGGAACGACGCCGAAUUUUGGAAACCAAUGAAGGAAGAACAAAUCGCCUAUAAAUUGCCAGGGGCUUGGUAUUACGAGGAGGACACUGCCUCGUGCUCUCCAGUCAGCGAUCCGGAGGAUAUUGCGCAGUUUCUCAACUACAGAACGUCGAUAGGCGUGCAAAAUGUCACAGAGUCCGUGGAAGUUCCGACGUCGGAGCAUGUCGCCGAGAUUGUUGGUCGUCAAGGCUGCAAAAUUAAGGCACUGCGCGCCAAGACCAACACCUACAUCAAGACACCGGUUCGCGGAGAAGAUCCAAUUUUCGUGGUCACCGGACGCCUGGAGGACGUGAACGAGGCGAAACGAGAGAUCGACUGCGCCGCCGAGCACUUCACACAGAUCCGUGCGUCGAGAAGACAUACACAAGGAGCCCAUGCACCUGGACAGAUCACGAGCUAUGUCAGAGUUCCGUUAAGAGUUGUCGGACUCGUCGUCGGACCGAAAGGAGCGACUAUCAAGCGAAUUCAACAGGACACCCACACGUACAUCAUUACGCCGAGCCGAGAAAGGGAGCCCGUUUUUGAGGUGACCGGCCUCCCACAUAACGUCGAGGCUGCCCGCAAGGAGAUCGAGACGCACAUCUUCCAGCGAACCGGAAAUCUUCCAGAAACCGACAAUGACUUUGCCGGACAGUUGGCCGGUGUCUCGUUGAUGGUGCAGAAGCAGCAACAGGCUCAACAACAAAUGCAGGAGGCUCAGCAACAAUCGAUGUUCUAUCGAAGAGCAUUCGGCAACAGUAAUCCGUUCAAUCAGAAGGAGAUGUCGUCGUCGCCAUUCGGAAUGGAGAGCUCGUUGGGAUUGGACGCGUUGCUCCGCAGUUUCCCAUCGAUGCGUAGUUCGUUGACUCCGGAAUCUCUUUCCGGUACUGGACUGUCUUCUCGUCCAUCGUUGGGAGGAGGACAAUCGGCGAAACAAGAUCUGCCAACCUACGACUACUGGGGAACCAACAACUCGCUUAAUGAUAUUAUGGAGAACGAAAUUCUCAGCCGCAAGUACGAUGCCCUGUCCGCAUGGUCGUCGAUGGGAUUGGAGAAACGCGAGGAAUCCCCAACCAAUGGGCUCAUGUCCUCCCUCAAAGGAACAUCCGCCGGCUUCGGUCUUCUCAGCACAAUCUGGUCUGGCGGAAACAUGAAUCUGAGCCCAGGAUCGUUGGCUUCAGCAUCUGCCUCGCCGACUUCAUCGACCUGCGAUCACAACGAUCAUACUCUCGUGCCGAUCAAUGGAUAAGCUGUGGAUCCAUUCAUCAUUCCAUUACUAUCGUGUAGACUCUCAUCUAGCAAAAACCCAUCCUCAACGAGUUCCAAAUUCAUCUUUCCAUUCUUUAAAAGACUCUUUUUCCCAUUUUCUACUUUGUUCAUCGGUGUACGAGUCCCUCCAUUCCCAUUUUCUCACCUCUUUACUACAUUACUAGAACACACAAAAAUCACCAUCAUUCUCACCCCAAAAUCCUAGACAAAAAAAACGAAAAAAAUCACAUAUAUUUAUAUAUAACUAUUAUUAUUUGUUAUUCAUAUUUUUGAAAUAUCUAUAUUAUAUAUAUUUAUAUAUGUAACCCAUGCAGUCCCCCAAUAUAUAUUCCUACAGUAGGUUUUUUUGGAAAAUCUGUAACUUUCUCUAUUAUUCUUUUUUGCAUUAUGAUAGGACGACCAACUCAUGUUUUAAACAAAAAUUAUAUAUAUUAUAAGGAUUUCCUCUUUUCUCUCUAUCUCUCACCUAGUGUUUAACUCCCAAUUUUCCCCCUCUCUACUACGCACAACUAACGGAGAAUUGAGAGGCCUUUUAUAUUUAUAGCACCUCUUUAUAAUUAAAAACUCGAGUGAUCCCCACCUCACCCAUCAAAUUUAUCGUAUUUUGUAAAAGUUCUGAUAUAUUCCACAGAUUUUGGUGUAUGUGAAUGAAGCGAUUCGUGUCGUCU
Caenorhabditis elegans is the source of this 2032-nucleotide messenger RNA. It is a transcript of the gene mex-3, whose product is annotated as K Homology domain-containing protein. The transcript is spliced from 8 exons. Gene Ontology annotation, cellular component: nucleus; cytoplasm. The record is from RefSeq and is marked reviewed. Lineage: Eukaryota; Metazoa; Nematoda; Chromadorea; Rhabditida; Rhabditidae. Bases 13 to 1344 code for a protein of 443 amino acids. Gene Ontology annotation, molecular function: RNA binding; nucleic acid binding.